AUGGACCCUGAGGCUUUCACUACAGGGGGCUUCUUCAAGUGGGACCCAAGAGGAGUAGUGGCGCCAACGCCGGCGCGUUUGAUGGAGGCUGUGGCUCCUCCUCAGCCGCAGACGGCUGCUGCGGUUGCGGCUGCUUACAUGGGGAGGGGGCCUAGGGAGCUCGGAGGGAUAGAGGAGUUGUUUCAAGCUUAUGGGAUCAGAUACUACACUGCUGCGAAGAUAGCCGAGUUAGGGUUCACUGUGAGCACCCUUCUAGGCAUGAAGGAGGAGGAGUUAGAUGAGAUGAUGAAUAGCGUGUCGCAGAUAUUCAGGUGGGAGCUGCUAGUGGGUGAGAGGUAUGGUAUUAAGGCGGCUGUUAGAGCUGAAAGGAGAAGGCUUGAAGAAGAGGAUUCGAGGCGACGACACUUGGCUUCAGGUGACACCACCAACGCUCUUGAUGCCCUCUCCCAGGAAGGUUUAUCAGAGGAGCCAGUGCAGCAAGAAAAAGAGGCGGCAGGGAGCGGUGGAGGGGGCACGUGGGAGGUGGUAGUAGCUGGGGGAAGGAAGAAACAGCGGUGCAGGAAGGGACAGAAGAAGGUGGUAGAAGUUGAUCAUGACGAUGAAUUAGAGGGUGCCGAAGAUGAUGAAAAUGGUGAUAUUGGAGGCUACGAGAGACAGCGAGAGCACCCUUUCAUUGUCACAGAGCCUGGUGAGGUAGCACGAGGCAAAAAGAACGGUCUCGAUUACCUCUUCCAUCUCUACGAGCAAUGCCGGGAGUUCUUGAUUCAAGUCCAAAACAUUGCCAAGGAGCGUGGGGAAAAAUGCCCCACGAAGGUCACCAAUCAAGUUUUCAGGUAUGCUAAGAAGGCUGGGGCAAGCUACAUUAACAAACCCAAAAUGCGACACUACGUGCAUUGCUAUGCCCUGCACUGCCUUGACGAGGAGGCAUCGAAUGCGCUGAGGAGAGCUUUCAAGGAGAGAGGCGAGAAUGUUGGGGCUUGGAGACAGGCCUGCUACAAGCCUCUCGUGGCUAUAGCGGCUCGCCAGGGUUGGGACAUUGAUGCAAUUUUCAAUGCUCAUCCCCGUCUUGCUAUUUGGUAUGUUCCCACCAAGCUCCGACAGCUUUGUCAUGCUGAACGCAACAGUGCCGCGGCUUCUAGCUCCGUUUCCGGCGGACCUGAUCAUAUGGCCUUCUAA
Molecule: messenger RNA, 1176 nt
Organism: Theobroma umbraticum
Lineage: Eukaryota; Viridiplantae; Streptophyta; Magnoliopsida; Malvales; Malvaceae
Gene: LFY
Product: floral meristem identity control protein LEAFY
Biological process (GO): regulation of DNA-templated transcription
Molecular function (GO): DNA binding
Source: RefSeq, a predicted model, not a curated record